GUUUUACAACAAAAGAUUGCGUGGAAGUUGCACAUGAAGAAGUGCGCGCAUGCGAACGCGCUGUAGCUCAUUUAAACCCGCGGACCUGAAGGAGAACUUCAUCAUCACUGUGAAGCACUUUAUGUCUGAGAACUUAUUUAACUCACUUUCAUUCAAGCCACAAUGAUGUCAUUCUGCUGGAUUUUCAUCUUGGGAAGUUUAAUCGUCACUGGAGUGAAGAUGCAAGACGAUGGAGUUGAAGGUGAAGAGAACACCGAGACCACCGCAGACGACGCUGCACCAGAGGAAGAGAAAGAAUCACCGGCGUCUGAUGAUGACGCAGUGCAGGAUCCAGAUGACACAUCGCUCGACGAGGCCGAUGCCGAGGCCACGGCAGGACCUUCAGAAGCUGAAGAGAAAACAGAUGCUGAUGUGGACGCCGAGCAGCCGGUCACAGAGCCAGAAGCAGCUGAGAGCGACGUGGCUGUGACAGAAUCAUCUCCUGCUGAAGAGUCGGAGGUCACUGAACCGGAGAUCAGUCCAGAGGAAGCUGCAGGAGAAAGAAAAGAAGAACCAGCAGACGAGGAACCAACAGCAGGUGAAACAGUCCCGCCUGCAGAUACACCUGAAGAUGACGAAGAGACCGAUGCAGGUGUCACAGAGGAACCCCAGGAUUCUCUUGAGGAAGAUCUUGAGAAGUCAAUGACAGGUUUUCAUCUGUCGGAGGCUCUCGACAAUGAUGAAGCAGAGAAUGCAGUUGGAGAUCCAGAGAGAUCCAGUUCAGGUUAUGGCAAAGCACGCAGCGCUGGAUCCGCUUCUGGAACAAACGAAGCAGCGGGCGGUGGGUCUGGUACAGUCGUGGGUGUGGUGUGUGGAGUUGCAGUCGCGGCUGUCGCUGCAAUAGCCGGUUACUUUACUUAUCUGAAGAAGAAACUGUGUUUCAAAGCUCCGACAGGUGACCUGGAGAGCGCCAAACAAGAGAACGAAACACAGAGUGAGCCUCAGGUGUCCAGCAGUCUCCUGACUUCAUCCUAAGAGAAGAGAGAAGACGAGAGGUCUGGAGGCUGUUGUGCUUUGGUUUACAUGCGUGUCAUGUCAUGUCAUGUCAUUUCCCAUCUUAAGGAAUCUUCACAAACGAACGUUUGGUUUUUAUCAUUAACCUGCGGUAAACCAGUUGAACAACACAUCUCAACGUUGAUAUUCCUGUAGGUUUUUUUCAUUCACAGCCGUUCAUAAGAUCAUUUCUCAUUGCUUCGACUGCAGUUUUACUUCAUACAGAACUGCUUUUCAUUUAUUUUCGUGAGGUGAUGCGUGAGGUUUCAUUGCUUUAGAAAUUCUCAUGUAGUUUGAUAUGGUUCUAAUCGUGCAGUUUUGUUUGAUGUUCAGUUGUUGUCGCUGACAUUCACAAAAGCCAAUCUCACACUGUUGAAUUAUUCACAAACAAACAGACUUCAUUGCAAUUUCAUUUCUUUUUUUACUCUGUAAAUACUUGUGUUUCAAUAAAGGGUUGGUUAUGUUUA
Molecule: messenger RNA, 1499 nt
Organism: Triplophysa rosa
Lineage: Eukaryota; Metazoa; Chordata; Actinopteri; Cypriniformes; Nemacheilidae
Product: CD99 antigen-like protein 2
Exons: 17
Coding region: 163-1014 (283 amino acids)
Source: RefSeq, a predicted model, not a curated record